AUGGAAAAUAUAUCUUACAGCAUUGGAAAUAGCUCACUAGUGCUUAAAUAUUUUGGAUCAUCUCUAUCAGAUUUAAUAAUUAGUAUAGCGCAUGUGAUAAACAGUGCAGAAACUUUCAACGUAAGCCAGCUCAUGAAAUAUUCAUUUAUGACCAUAGCGGUAUGGGCUGUGAUUAGCCAGAUGAGCAGCAGCACUAGCAUUAUACGAGAUAUCUGUGAGAGGAGGUUGGCAGGCCUGGAUAAAAGCUUGUCUAUACACAGACAGAGAUGCUUGCCUGCAAAUUUCAAGAUAAUUAUUCAAAUUCUUAAAGGACUUCUCCACGGCUCUGUCUAUACCAUGGUUUUUAUAGUCAUCUUUUUAUGCUGCGUAGAAAUCUAUGAAAGAGCAGGAAUGAAAGCAGCGUGUUCCGCUGUGGGUAUUCUUCUUUUUUUAGAGAUCAUACUUAUGUGCAUUCUGGUCAGCGCAGGCAUAAGCUGUUCACUAGUAGUGUCACACAUACUCUUUCCUAGGGCAACUGCAAUUUUUGUGUAUGGGCUUAUAUGCGCGUUGACGCUCUGGAUUUCCUUUGAGACAGUGUACAUAGUAAUUUCCCCGUUUGAUAAAACAUUCAUAGAGACUGCAUUUCUUAUUUACUGUAUCAUUCACGUUUUUAUAUUUGUGGCACACUUAGCAUUGGCCUACUUCUCUAAACAAGAUGGUUCCUUCUUUGAAGGCCUUUCCUCUGAUAUUAGGAAAUACUUUGAGACUUCCUGGUUUUGGGUUAUUUCCAUAAUUAAUACCAUUCUGGUUGCAAUAUAG
Messenger RNA from Nematocida ausubeli, 798 nucleotides. RefSeq lists its product as uncharacterized. Lineage: Eukaryota; Fungi; Microsporidia. The record is from RefSeq and is a predicted model, not a curated record. The transcript has a single exon. Bases 1 to 798 code for a protein of 265 amino acids.